Aureobasidium musti is the source of this 1677-nucleotide messenger RNA. The record is from the annotation of a GenBank genome assembly. Lineage: Eukaryota; Fungi; Ascomycota; Dothideomycetes; Dothideales; Saccotheciaceae.
AUGUCUGGCAGCAAUACCAGAGAUGCCUUCAUAGUGGCUUCAGGAGGCGCGGCAACUCACACACACCCAAACCCAGCAUUAGCCAGGGCACAUGCUUCCGAGACCACACCUUUGUUGGCAGCAUCGUCAGAAAAUCCAAUUACCCAAACAGACUCGGAAACACUGGACAUCAACAAGAUAGUCGGCACAACCACCGUCGAAGAAGGAGGGGAAACCGGAAAUGAAGAUGAAGACAAGCCUUUGCCUAUGGGACAGAUCAUGCUCCUUUGUUAUGCUAGACUUGUUGAACCGAUCGCCUUCUUUUCCAUCUUUCCUUUCAUCAAUCAGAUGAUUCAGGAAGUUGGAAGUGUUGCAGAAGAGGAUGUUGGAUUUUAUAGUGGUUUGAUUAAAGCGACGAGACGACUGACGCAACUCGGCAAUGCUAACAAGUGUCUCCUAGNNGAAUCACUUUUCUCCCUCACGCAAAUGAUCUUUAUGAUCUCAUGGGGUCGCGCCUCAGACCGAUAUGGCCGCAAGCCCGUUCUAGUGUAUUCUGUCAUUGGUGUUUCCAUCAUGACCUGCUUGUUUGGAUUCAGCAAGUCUGUGUGGCAGAUGAUCCUGUUCCGGUGUCUUGCUGGUGUGUUCUCUGGGACUAUUGUUACUGUCAGAACCAUGCUGUCGGAGAACUCGACUUUCAAGACUCAAGCAAGGGCGUUCAGCCUGUUCGCCUUUGCUGGCAACGUGGGCAUCUUUCUGGGACCUGUCAUAGGUAUGUAUCGAACUGCUCACUCCGACUUUAAGAUCUCACUAACGCUCGACUCAANNGGUGGUGCUUUGUCCACUCCUGCAACGCAGUACCCUAGUGUUUUCGGAGGCAUCUGGUUCUUCGAACAAUAUCCGUAUGCACUACCAAAUAUAGUAGCUAGCUUGUUUGGUUUCAGCGCGGCUGUCAUUUCAGCAAUAUAUCUCAACGAGACCCUGGAGUCCGCGAAGGACAACAGUGGUAAGCCCGCAGAACCACCCAUGUCGACCUGGCAAUUGUUGCAACAGCCAGGCGUCGCAUUUACCCUUNUCCUCUGGUGCUUUGUCUCACUUCAAGGUCUUGCCAACACUGCUGUCCUUCCCGUCUUCUGGUACACCAGCAUCCCUCUCGGUGGUUUUGGCUUUUCACCCAUCCAGAUUUCACUUUUCCUAGGCCUUGCUGGAAUCUCGCAAGCAAUCUGGCUGCUCUUCGUCUUCCCACCAAUGCAACGUCGCUGGGGAACAGGCGGCGUUUUGCGAUACAGUGGCUGGAUCUUCCCUAUCGGCUACAUCGGCAACCCCUGUCUUCAAUUUGCACUCAGAAAAGGCGUCACAACCCCUUUCUGGAUCCUCUUGCCUAUCUUCAUGGUAAUUGGUAGCAGUGCGAGCAUGGCGUUCACCUGUGUCCAGUUGUGUGUCAACAACAUUUCUCCAUCGCCUGCCGUGUUGGGAACCAUGAAUGCACUAGCUCUGAGUCUGGUGGCAGGUAUUCGUGCCGUAGCACCAGGCUUGUUUGCUAGUCUGUUUGCCACAGGCGUCAAGGGACAGAUUCUGGAUGGAUAUUUGGUUUGGUUGGUCAUGAUCAUUAUGUCCUUUUUCUUGUUUGUGACGAUUAGAUUCUUGCCUGAGAAGGCUGAAGGAAGGAUCCCGAAGGAUCAAGAUGAAGGGGAUGCUUAA